Parascedosporium putredinis is the source of this 471-nucleotide messenger RNA. The record is from the annotation of a GenBank genome assembly. NCBI's taxonomy places the organism in Eukaryota, Fungi, Ascomycota, Sordariomycetes, Microascales, Microascaceae.
AUGGAGCCUUAUACCGUUGAUCCAGCUUCGCAGCAUCCAAACUCGAUCGUGCUGUUCGAGCGCUUCCGCACAUUUCGAACCGCCUACAAGCAUAUCAACGGUCACCCCAUUCAUGCCUUUUUCAUCGUGCCGAAUAGCCUCCCCGGAGGCCCACGUCCACUGCUCGCGAGGAUCCAUGGCGGAGGCUUUGUCGAAGGCGAAGCUGAAGCUUCCAUCCGACCCUUUUUUCUCGAGCUCGCGCUCAAACACGGAGCCGUCAUCCUGACACCCGACUAUCGGCUCCGUCCCGAGCAUGAGCUCACCGAUACUAUUGCCGACAUAAAAUCCUUUUGGGAAUGGGUGGAGGAUGGGUUAGCGCAAAAGGCCCUGAGUAGCUCUCUUCCCGAGAUCACGGUCGAUAUCAAUAAUCUCAUGGUGGCGGGGAGAGCGCGGGAGGCUACCUCACGGUAUCGACCGCAUUACUCGACCUGA